Messenger RNA from Oryza brachyantha (malo sina), 3929 nucleotides. Its product is annotated as probable LRR receptor-like serine/threonine-protein kinase At3g47570. Gene Ontology annotation, biological process: protein phosphorylation. The record is from RefSeq and is a predicted model, not a curated record. The transcript has 2 exons. The coding region runs from base 230 to 3676 and encodes 1148 amino acids. Gene Ontology annotation, molecular function: ATP binding; protein kinase activity; protein binding. Lineage: Eukaryota; Viridiplantae; Streptophyta; Magnoliopsida; Poales; Poaceae. Gene Ontology annotation, cellular component: plasma membrane.
UUGGGGUGAUCUAUUGUGCUUGCUAUUACAGCCACAGCAGCUGCUGCAACUGAUCGAUUUGCUGCAGCUGCAAUACAGCCACAGCAAGCACAACCGAUCGUCAGAGAAAAAAUGAGGCGAGCGCGCUACUCUAUAAAUGCAGCUGUGCUGCUGUUAGAGCUGGUCAUCAGUUCACCGCAACCUAGCACCAAGUCCAAAAAAAUAAAAAACCAUCGGUAGUCACACAUAGAUGACUGCUGCAAGAACUCUCAGUUCAUCGCUGAUGAACGCCACUGUCGGCUACUCUCUCUGGAUCAUUUUCGCCUAUGCUUCGUUAUUACACAGCACCACACUAGCCAGCGGAUCAGUUACUGACUUGCAGGCCCUCCUUUGCCUCAAACGCCACCUGAUCUCUACCAACGAUGCUGCCGCACUAGCCUCCUGGAACAACACCAACCAAUUCUGCAGCUGGCCUGGCGUCACCUGCAGCAGCGGUACACCGCAGCAGGCAUCUCGUGUGACGGCACUGAACCUGAGCUCGCAUGGCCUUGAUGGCCAGAUACCACCUUGCAUUGGCAACCUCACUUCCCUCGCGAGAAUCGACCUCUCGGACAACAAGCUGAGCGGCGCGAUCCCCGCUGAACUAGGCCGUCUGCGUCGUCUCGUCCAGCUGCUGCUUUACUCGAACAACCUUGCUGGCGUGAUACCGAACGCCAUGUCUUCCUGCGCCAGCCUUGAGCACGUUGAUCUCGGCGGCAACUCCCUCGGCGGGGAGAUACCUCCAGAUCUGAGCAACUGUUCAAACCUGACACGAGUCUUGCUCGAUCACAACGAGCUUCAUGGCAGCAUUCCUGAUGGAUUCAGUAAUCUUGCCAAGCUCUCGCUUCUGUUUGUCCCCAGCAACAACCUGACGGGGAACAUUCCCCGUGCGCUUGGAAGCAGCUCGUCGCUCACCCGAGUUAUUCUCACGAACAACAGCCUCACUGGAGGUAUCCCGCCUCUUCUAGCGAACAGUUCAUCGCUUGAGCUACUGGACGUGGAAAACAAUCAUCUGAGUGGAGAGAUACCCCCUGCUCUCCUCAAUAGCUCGUCUCUUGUGGCCAUAAACCUUGCACGAAACAGCUUGUCUGGAUCUGUUCCAGCUUUCGCGUACAAUUCGCCACUGGAAAUGCUCUCUCUGUCCUUCAAUCAUCUGUCAGGCAGCAUACCUUCCUUUGCAGAUAACUCGUCUUCCCUUAGAUUACUAUUGCUCGCAAGUAAUCAAUUGGAAGGAAGCAUCCCAUCGAGUUUAGCUAGAAUUCCGUACCUACAAGCACUGGAUCUGACAUACAACAACCUGUCUGGAGCCGUCCCUGACCCUCUAUACAAUAUAUCUACGCUCGAAUACCUUGGCAUGGGAACCAACAAUCUAGUAGGCGAAAUUCCAGAAAAUAUUGGGUAUUCUCUUCCGAGCAUCAAUACAAUCAUUGCUGAUGAAAACAAAUUCCAUGGCCAAAUUCCGACCUCACUGGCCAACGCCACAAAUCUUCAGAAGAUCUCUCUCCGCAACAACGCAUUCACCGGCAUGAUUCCUGAUUUCGGUUCCCUUCCCAAUUUAACAGAUGUCAAUCUAGGCAUGAACCAGCUCGAAGCUGGAGGCUGGGCUUUCCUCUCUUCUCUGGCCAGCUGCACAAAGCUCGUCUCUUUACGUUUAGACGCAAACAACCUCCAAGGAGACCUGCCAAGCUCCAUCGGCAGCCUUUCACAAAACUUGCAAGUUUUAGUGCUGACAGGAAAUCAAAUAUCUGGGAGCAUACCGGAGGAGAUAGGGAACCUCAAAAGCCUCCAACUUCUUCGACUGGAUAAGAACUUGCUUACUGGGAACAUUCCUCGUUCACUGGGAAACCUUCCGAACCUGUUUGUCCUGAGCUUAGCUCAAAACCAACUUUCCGGCCAGAUCCCACUUUCAUUUGGCAACCUCAAGACACUGAGUGAGCUAUACCUGCAAGAGAAUCAUUUGAGUGGAUCCAUCCCUGCAGCUUUGGGUCAGUGUGAGAGGUUAGAUGCCCUAAACCUCUCUUGCAACUCCUUUGAUGGGACAAUACCGAGAGAACCAUUUACUAUAUCCACACUGGCUGAGGUUUUCGACCUCUCUCACAACAAUCUCUCUGGGCCUAUACCCAUGGAGAUUGGUGGUUUAAUCAACCUUGGUCCAUUGAAUAUUUCUAACAACAUGUUGUCCGGAGAAAUACUAUCAACUAUAGGUGAGUGCGUCCAUUUGGAGUCCCUCCACAUCGAGGGGAACCUUCUACAAGGAAGAAUUCCCAGCUCCUUCGCCUCGUUGAAAGGCAUCACUGAGAUGGAUCUCUCUCGGAACAACUUGUCGGGUGAAAUUCCGGAGUUCUUCGAAUCAUUCGGUUCCAUGGUGCUUCUUAAUUUGUCGUUCAACAACCUGGAGGGACCGGUGCCAAGUAACGGGGUAUUCCAAAAUUCAAGUGAGGUGUUUCUCCAGGGGAACGACCAUCUCUGCGCCAUCUCACCCAAAUUGAAGUUGCCACUUUGUCACACACCUGCAUUUAAACGGAAGAACGCCUCCUACAUUGCAAUGGUGGUAGGACUUAGUGUUCUUUCUUUAUUCUCUUUAUCAAGUCUAUCGAUGUCUUUUCUUCUUAAGAGGGGGAAAGAGAGAAAACCAGUAGAUGUGCCAUACAAGGAACUGGAGCAACUGUCAUAUUUUGAUUUGGUCAAAGCAACGGACAAUUUCUCUCCAAGCAACCUGGUUGGUUCAGGGAAUUCCGGAUCAGUGUAUGUAGGUAAAUUUGACUCCCAACAACAUGUAGUUGCUAUCAAAGUUUUUAAACUUGAUCAACUUGGAGCACCAAAAGACUUCAUCUCUGAGUGCGAGGCAUUGCGGAACACCCGCCAUCGCAAUCUGGUGAGGGUGAUCACGGCAUGCUCCACAUUCGAUCUGAGAGGACAUGAGUUCAAAGCUCUUGUUCUCGAGCAUAUGGUUAACGGCAAUCUAGAGAGUUGGCUCCAUCCAACAUCGCACAAGAAUGCUAUGAGGAGUCCAUUGAGGUUGUCUACAAGAAUAGCAAUAGCAGUGGACAUAGCUGCUGCUUUGGAUUAUCUCCAUAACCGUUGCAUGCCACCUAUGGUCCACUGUGAUUUGAAGCCAAGCAAUGUCCUUCUGGAUGACACCAUGGGUGCACGAGUUGGCGACUUUGGGUUAGCCAAAUUUCUUCACAGUUCCAAUUCUUCAACCAGGGAUAGGUCUACAAGCAUACUGGGGCCAAGAGGAUCAAUUGGAUACAUUGCACCAGAAUAUGCCUUCGGGAGUAAAAUAUCAACAGAUGGUGAUGUUUACAGCUAUGGAGUUGUCAUCUUAGAAAUGUUGACAGGGAAGCGCCCAACGGAUGAGAUGUUCAGUGACGGCAUGAACAUUCACAAAUUCGUCGAGGACGCAUUUCCUCUAAAUAUUGAAGGAAUUCUAGAUCAGAGGAUCAUGCCAGAUUAUGAAAAUGAAGACCACGAUGAUGCAAUCGAUGAUCUAGACCAUGAUAGCAGUUCGAUGGUUGGAACGCUGAACUGCGUCAUGAAGCUGGCUAAGCUUGGCCUCUUGUGCUCUGCAGCCGCACCUAAAGAUCGGCCGACUAUUGAAGGCGUUUACAAGGAAGUCACCUCAAUCAAAGAAGAAUUUUCAGCACUACGUGGUUAAGCUAAAGGGUUUUAUUUUUUUAUGUCACGCACAGGUUGCCAGUGCCCAAAGUUAAUUUGCUUUCCGUAUAUAUCUUCUUGAUUGAGCUUGUGAUAUGUUAUAUCCUUCUCCUCAGUCUAACUACUGAUCAUUUAUAUUCGUUGUGUCUGAUAACCAUUCGAGUUUGUAUCAAAUAAAGUUCAGUAUCGUGCUUUCUCUAUCCGUCAGAUGGUUUACUUUUCUCUCGAGUGGAAUAAAUCUACGAAGGGCAACU